Messenger RNA from Malus domestica (apple), 566 nucleotides. Lineage: Eukaryota; Viridiplantae; Streptophyta; Magnoliopsida; Rosales; Rosaceae. The record is from RefSeq and is a predicted model, not a curated record.
AGAACUGAACACAUAUAUAUAAAAUAUGAGGAUUAACCACUUUUACCCUCAAAUGAAAAAAGUGAAAACCGGCUUAGCCCGUCUAUAACCGCCUUGUGACUCUCCCAGUCUCACUGUGCUCGUUUCCGUGAGCAAUGGCGCAUGGUAGUUUAGACAUCGGCGCUCCAAACAGUGCGUUUAGCUCCGCUCAAAUUUCCGAACACAAAGAAUCGACUGGUCUGAGCUACAUCGACAACGACGACAACGACGAUGCCGGUGGCGUGCAAGUCACGUGCUUCAGUGAGGUCGUCAACGAAACCACCUUCCACCUCCAAAUCAUCCGCCUUCCCAAGCAGAUAUAUGCAUGGAUUGGUUGCAACUCUACAAAAUUUGGGCAUUUGUAUGCAGCAGCACCUAUGAGACCUAACAGUACAGUGGGUGUUACAUCCAUACUCGGUGGGGCUUCUGAUAAUACAGGGUCGGGCAUUGCUCGAAGAUUAGGUAGGUUAUCAAUUUUUGUUUGGAUAAUUUGGGUUUGUCAUCAUCUUUUUUUCCCCGCCUACUCCAUGGUCUGACAUGCGGUUAUU